This is a messenger RNA of Lepus europaeus (European hare), 1591 nucleotides long. It is a transcript of the gene CLEC4F, whose product is annotated as C-type lectin domain family 4 member F. NCBI's taxonomy places the organism in Eukaryota, Metazoa, Chordata, Mammalia, Lagomorpha, Leporidae. The transcript has 6 exons. Bases 42 to 1331 code for a protein of 429 amino acids. The record is from RefSeq and is a predicted model, not a curated record.
ACAGCCCUUCCGGAGCCGGUGGCUGGGAGCAGCAUUGGAGGAUGAAGGACAUGGAGAUGAGCAGUGACACAGUCCACUUCUGCACAGAUGACCAGGGUGUCUUCCUGAACCCCCAAGGGGCAGACUCCAUGGCAGUGGCUCCUGCAGCCCUCAGGAUUCCAAGGCACCUUCAGGCCACCUUGGCAUUCGUGGCCGUGGCUGUGGUCUCUUCUCUCGUGGCCCUCAUUGUGGUGGAUCACUGCAUCUUUGGAGAGAUAGACGAAGUAAAAGAGGCUUUUCAGGUGUUUAAAAGCCACGUGGAGAAUCGCAGCACCUCACAAAGGGAGAUCCAGAUGUUGGUGUGCCAAGUGAAUGACGUCAGAUCUCAGCUGCAGGUGCUCUGCGGCGACUACCCAGGAAACACCAGCACUGACGUGCAGAUGAUGAAAGACUCCCUGUGGGUCACCAGCCUGGACAACACCAGUGCUGAGAUCCAGGUCCUGCGAGGCCACGUGGAAGGGGCUGCCAGUGACAUCCACUUGUUGAAAGGAGAAUUGAACACUGUCACUGCCGAGACCCAGCUAGCAACUGGCCAUUUAGGUCAGAUAGAUGCUCAGCUCCAAGUGCUGAAGGCACAACUGGAAGAUGUCAACAGCUUAAAUUACCAGAUGCAGGUGUUAGGUGGUCAACUGGACAAUGCCAGCAGAGAGAUAGAGACUUUAAGACAAGGGAUGCAGGCUGCUGAGGCCCUGGGCUCCAAGACCCAAGCAUUAGAGAGUGGCCUGAAGCAGGUCAGUGCCGAGAUCCAGAGGUUAAGAGGGGACUUAGAGAGCACCAGAGCUCUCACUGGGGGCCUCGCAGAGCAGCAGAGUCGCCUGGAGACCCUCAGUGCCGCAGUUGCUUCCCAGGAACGGCUACAGAAGAACCAAACUCAACUUCUCCAGCUGUUCCUGCAAGGCUGGAGGUUGGACAGGGGCAACUUGUACUACUUCUCUCAUGUCAAGAAGUCCUGGCACGAGUCUGAGCAGUUCUGUGCAUCCCGCGGAGCCCACCUGGCAUCGGUGACCUCUGAGGAGGAGCAGGCAUUCCUGGGGCAGUUCACAAGCAACCUUUACCACUGGAUUGGCCUCACUGACAGCGACGUGGAGGGCUCCUGGCGCUGGACAGAUGGGACACCAUUCAGCAGCUCCCAGAGCACAGCGUUUUGGGACAAGAACCAGCCAGACAACUGGCGACACAGCAAUGGGCAGGCUGAAGACUGUGUCCAGAUGCAGCAGAAGUGGAAUGACAUGGACUGUGGUGCCUCCUUUCACUGGGUCUGCAAAAAGCCCAUGGGCCAGAACAUGGCCUAAGGGCGGGCAGAGCUGAGGGUCCACUCUCGGUCGCCAGCGUGGGACCCUCCUCCUCUGUGAACUCUCCUGAGCUUCUGAACUCAGCCUGCCCUCUGGGGCCUUCCACUGGCCUUCUGCACUUCCUGCCUCUGCCUGCUGUUUAACCCCUUCAGACCUGUGUACCGCAUGGGACCCCGUGGGAUCAAUGAAGAGCUUUCCUGGGCCUCUGUAUCCCCUCAGACCAGCACAGGCCUGCAGUCAGUGGGUCCUCAAUAAAGACU